AUGCACUUUGCAUACCCUCCCCGCAAGAGCUCCAACCCGCCUCCGUUCCGCCCGAGAUCGACGCGGCUGCCGUUGCUGCGCAGAAGCCGGUUAAAGACGGUCGGGCUGGGGCUUUUUGCCUUUCUCUGCAUAUUAUACCUGCUCUUUGGGCGGAGCAAGCCCAGCCCGUAUCACGAAAGGGUUCCCUCAGGGACCCCGUCGGUGGUGCUGGUGACGGUCAUUGACCCGACAAACUGGAACAAUGCCUACCUGAGCACGAUAAAAGAGAACCGCGAAAAGUACGCGGCGCGACAUGGAUACGAGGUCAUGGUCGUCAAGGCAUACGACUACGACACCCACGGAGCACCCCAGUCAUGGGCCAAGAUCCUGGCCAUGCGCCACGCCCUGUCGACGUACCCCGACUGCAAGUUCAUCUGGUACCUUGACCAGGACGCGUACAUUAUGGACCCGACAAAGAGCCUCGAAGACGUGGUCCUCGAACCCAAGAAGCUCGAGAGCCUCAUGAUCAAGGACUUUCCCGUCGUGCCGCCGGACAGCAUCAUCAAGACGUUUUCCCACCUGCGCGGGCAGGACACCGACUUUAUCGUGAGCCAGGACAAGGAGGGCCUCGUGCACAAGAGCGUGAUUGUGAGGAACGGAGAGUGGGCCAAGUUCUUUGUCGAGACGUGGUUCGACCCGCUAUACCGAAGCUACAACUUUCAAAAGGCGGAAAGGCACGCCUUGGAGCACAUUGUGCAAUGGCAUCCUACGAUCCUCUCAAAACUGGCACUGGUGCCGCAACGGACGUUCAGCUCGUACUCGAGACCCGAGCUCGGCGACACAUACCAAGAGGGCGACUUCGUGGUCAUGUUUGCGGCGUGCACCGAGUCGGGCGAGAGGAGCUGCGAGACGGAGUCGUCCAAGUACUGGUCCAAGUGGAGGGCGGCUUUUGGAUUGACGUGA
Purpureocillium lilacinum is the source of this 942-nucleotide messenger RNA. RefSeq lists its product as uncharacterized. Gene Ontology annotation, biological process: protein N-linked glycosylation. The record is from RefSeq and is a predicted model, not a curated record. NCBI's taxonomy places the organism in Eukaryota, Fungi, Ascomycota, Sordariomycetes, Hypocreales, Ophiocordycipitaceae. Gene Ontology annotation, molecular function: alpha-1,6-mannosyltransferase activity. Gene Ontology annotation, cellular component: Golgi membrane; mannan polymerase complex.